GAAGAAAAUUUUGCUUCAAUUUUUUACGAUGCGUGUUUCUGUCUGUUGUGAUUUCUUGACAAAUUGACUUAAAAAGUUUUAUGUAAAUUUGUCAGUAAAUAAUUUUAGUAACCGGUUUCAUUCGCAGUUUAGUACGUUGCCACAAUUUUGUGGGUAUAAUUUUUUUUUGAACAUUCGCCUUUACCGUGUUUUUGAAUGUGAUCUCGUCAGUAUUGUGAUAUAAAGGCGAAUAAUAAAUUUGACAAAUAUGACCGGAAAGGACGACAACCCACUGUGGGCAAAUGUAACCUUUAGACUUGCCCUUAACACAGCAUCACAUCCUUUUGAAUAUGCCAAAGUGUUGAUUCAACUUGGUCACGAACCUAUAGCUCCUUAUCCAACGAGAACUCUAUUCCAAAAACCUGCACUUGGAUUACCCAAUGUCAUCGAUUAUGUCAAGUAUAUUAAAGCGGUUGAUGGUUUUCGGGGAUGUUACCGAGGCUUGACCACGAGGCUAUUAGCCAAUUCAGUCAACUUGGUCACCUGCAAAACCGUUAGUGAUGCGACUAGUCGAUAUUCCUACAAAUUUAUUUCAUUUUUACCAGAAGACGAAUUCAGCCAAACUGACAAGUGGGUUACUUUAUGGCGUGAUACGUUGGUUGAACUGAGUGGCAAGAUUGCUGGCGUUGUUGCUAGUCAUCCUUUACAUGUUAUUACACUUAGAGUUAUGGCGCAGUUUGUUGGCGGAGAAGAUCAUUAUAGUGGCAUUUUCUCAUCGAUUGCUGAGAUUUACCGUACGGAUGGCAUCUUAGGAUUCUUCAGUGGAUUAAUACCUAGAUUACUUGGUGAAAUUAUUUUCACUGUGUUGGUCAAUACCUGUAUAUUUGUUGCUAAAAAUACCAUUAAAGACGACGAAGUUAUGAAGUUCAGUGGUAUUCCAAUUGCACUCGUUGGCACUGCCUUCACCUAUCCUUUCCACGUUGUUAGUACUUGUAUGGCUGUGAACAAUUGCGGUUUGGCUGCUGGUAACCCUCCUCAAAUGCCUAUUUAUUAUUCUUGGGUUGAAUGUUGGCGUCACUUAUCUCGCACUGAUCAGCUGAGCAGAGGAUCGUCGAUGUUUUUCCGAUAUUAUCGCGGACCUCACGUUUACUCCUCCGGUUACCAUAAUUUAUUAUUAAAGAGAGAUUAAAUUUUUUUCAUCUUGUCUCAUCUCGUUGUCAAAUCGCUUUGUAGAUUUAUCCUUACACGUCCUAAAAGGAAACAAGUAAAUUUUAGGUAAUUUGCUUUGAAUUUUGAGAAUACGCGUAAAACGCACAAAUUCUUCGGUCCUAUUUAACGUUACCUUAUUCGUGAGGUCAAUUUACCAUUUUAUAAAAACGUCUCGACUGAUGCCUUUUAUUUUUUUGAAUACCACGCGCUCUAGGUUGUAGUCAUAUUAGUGGUUCAUUUCGAUUAUUAUUUAAUAACCUUAAGGUAUUUUUAUUCGUGUAUAGAUGAAGAUGAAACUCUCUCUCAUAUUAUAUAAUUUUGUUUUUUGGUGUGAAAACUUUCUUUUAUUCCUGUGUAAAUAAUUUUUAUCUCAUCGAAAAUUAUGAAUUUAUCUUCUGUUAUUCGAUGUUAUUGUUUUAAUUUCAUGGUUUUAAUGUUAAACUCAGUACAGAGAUAUUUUAAAAUAUAUUUUAUACGUUCGAUGGUAAA
Messenger RNA from Planococcus citri (citrus mealybug), 1677 nucleotides. Its product is annotated as mitochondrial carrier homolog 2-like. The record is from RefSeq and is a predicted model, not a curated record. The transcript is spliced from 8 exons. Bases 248 to 1168 code for a protein of 306 amino acids. NCBI's taxonomy places the organism in Eukaryota, Metazoa, Arthropoda, Insecta, Hemiptera, Pseudococcidae.